AUGAUCGACCGGCAGCGGCUCGGCCAAGUUUUCCUAGCGCUUCAGAUUUUUAUUCUCGAAGUAGUGGCCAAUGAAGACAGCAUCUACACCCAGCCGGCCGAGCUGGUGCUAGCCGGAAAGCAGUCCGACUCAAUGUACCCCUAUCAGAUGUCGUUGACGAGGAGUAAGCGGCAGUGCUGCAGCAUGUGCAAUAUGGGGGCUGGGGAUUGCGGGUGCGGCGGUUGCCCAAUGAUGUCGCGUCAGAUAGUCGCUUCACCAGAGCCCGUCUGCCCGGCCAGAUGCAUGCCAAUGUGCACAUCGGCUUGCGUGAUGGGUAUUGAUAUCUCGGCCCGCCCGACUUGUAUGGCGGCCUGCAUGCCGGAUUGCCGACCGCAAUGCGUUGAGGCUUUGGAGAUCCGAGUCUCCGAACAAACCUGUAUCCAGCCAUGUAUGCCCCAGUGCUCCCCACAGUGCGUCCAGGCGCUGCAAGUAAAGUCAACCACCUGCGUACAACCUUGCAUGCCAAGCUGUAACGCGCAGUGCGUUCAAGCCGUGACUUGCAGUACAUGCACCAACAACUGCCCUUCAUCAUGCACCCAGUUGACCUGUAUCCCAGAGUGUAUGCCAAGGUGUCUGCCGCAGUGUCUUCAACAAAUCAGUGUGGUACCGACCAACACCUGCGAUUCUGCUUGUAUGCCGAGCUGCUCGCGGACGUGCGUCCAGAUGAUUGGCCAAUGUCCGCAGCAGUGUAGACCAAUGUGCACAUCGGCUUGUGUUAAUGCGCUCUCAAUCCCUGCCACCCAAGGCAGCUGUGCGCAGAGCUUCCUCGGCGGUAUUUCGCUGAAGAAGCGCAAGGAAGAGAAGAAGGACCCGGAAUCGAAGAAAACUAAC
Molecule: messenger RNA, 870 nt
Organism: Mesorhabditis spiculigera
Lineage: Eukaryota; Metazoa; Nematoda; Chromadorea; Rhabditida; Rhabditidae
Source: the annotation of a GenBank genome assembly